GUAUUACACUACAAUUACUAUUGCAGUAACUGUACUGGGGAGAGGACACUGAGCUUUCUUUUCCUCUUCACCAAUCAGAGUGUGUGUUUGAAUAUGGGCUCAUGUUCGGACUCUUCCAGCACUGACACGUCCCAUCAUCCCAUGCGUCCACGUGCAGCCUACUGUAUCUGACUCUAGGAUCGAGAUACUCAGAGGAACCCUAUGAUGGAGUUUUGGAAGGAACAUUCAAAAUCUGCGACAGUCGAGGAGAUGAUGCUGGACUCGAAUGCCCAACAGCUGACCCAACAUGAGCUUCCAGAGAUCCUCUCAAUGCUUCCAUGUCUCGCUGGUUCUGAUGUAUUGGAACUGGGAGCUGGUAUUGGUCGUUACACACAACACCUAAUUGGCCGGGCCCGUCACGUGACCGCAGUGGACUUCAUGGAGAACUUUGUGGAAAAAAACAAAGCGGACAACAGUCACAGAGGGAAUGCUGAGUUCCUCCAAGCUGAUGUCACACAACUGGACUUCCCUAAACACAGUUUUGACAUGGUCUUCUCUAAUUGGCUGUUGAUGUAUAUAAGCAAUCAGGAGCUAAAGUCAUUGGCUGAGAAGAUGCUCGGGUGGCUCCGCCCAGGCGGGCACCUGUUUUUCAGGGAGUCCUGCUUUCACCAGUCAGGUGACAGCAAGCGAGAUUUUAAUCCCACCCAAUACAGAACUCCCGCCCACUACAACCACCUAAUGACAUCAGUGCUUCUGGACGAAUCAGAAAAAGGCGAAAAGAAAUGCUAUGGUUUUGACAUAGUGCUCAACAAAACCGUUCAGACGUACGUCAAGAUGAAGAAGAAUCAGAAUCAGCUGUGCUGGCUCAUGCAGAAGGUUCGUCGUGAUGUGGUCGAGCAGCAUCAGGCUGGAUUCUCAACCUUCCAGCAGUUUCUGGAUAACCAGCAGUACACGCACAAAGGAAUCUUGCGUUAUGAGAAGAUGUUUGGCUCUGGAUAUGUCAGCACAGGAGGGCUGAGCACUACUAAGGAGUUUGUUGAUAUGUUGAACUUGACCCCUGGACAGAAGGUUCUGGAUGUCGGCUGUGGUAUUGGAGGUGGAGAUUUCUACAUGGCCAAGACUUUUGGUGUUGAAGUUCUGGGGAUGGACUUGUCGUCCAACAUGGUGGAGAUUGCCAUGGAGAGAGCCGUCACAGAAAAACUACCUUUAGUGCAGUUUGAGGUGUCAGAUGCCACGAAGAGAAGGUUUCCUGACUGCACGUUUGAUGUGGUGUACAGCAGAGACACGAUCCUGCACAUCAAGGACAAAGUUGACCUCUUCAGAAAGUUUUAUUCAUGGCUAAAGCCCGGUGGAAAACUUCUGAUCAGUGAUUAUUGCUGCGGAGAAGAGCCGUGGUCUCCGGCGUUUCAGGAUUAUGUGAAUCAGAGGGGAUAUAUCCUCUACACACCUCAUAGAUACGGACAGUUUCUAAGUGAGGUGGGAUUCACAAAUGUUCAAGCUAUGGACAGGACAGAGCAGUUCAUUCAAGUCAUAAAGUCUGAAUUACAGAGAGCAGAGGAAAUCAAAGACGACUUCAUACAGGAGUUUUCCAUGGAAGACUAUGAUGUUAUCAUAAAUGGAUGGAGAGAAAAACUACAACGCUGUGAGACUGGAGAUCAACGCUGGGGUCUUUUCUAUGCUACCAAAAACUGACAGAGAGGGGGACAAAAAAUAAAAAUCUUACUAUUUCAGAUAUCUGCUCUUAACAUCACUAUUCUGUAGUUAUAAAGCCACUGUCAUGUUCAAAAGACACAGUUUUGUUUUAAAGACGUGAUUUUGUUCUUAAUUCUGUGAAUUGCAGGACAGCGUUGUAACAUCAGCAUUUUCAAAGCUUCUGAGACUAACAUACUGUGAAGCAGAAAAUGAAUAAAAAACAACACUUUGCUCUGUUUGUUUGAA
Messenger RNA from Misgurnus anguillicaudatus (oriental weatherfish), 1917 nucleotides. Lineage: Eukaryota; Metazoa; Chordata; Actinopteri; Cypriniformes; Cobitidae. The record is from RefSeq and is a predicted model, not a curated record.